Molecule: messenger RNA, 2622 nt
Organism: Rhizoctonia solani
Lineage: Eukaryota; Fungi; Basidiomycota; Agaricomycetes; Cantharellales; Ceratobasidiaceae
Product: ICE-like protease (caspase) p20 domain protein
Exons: 7
Coding region: 1-2622 (873 amino acids)
Biological process (GO): proteolysis
Molecular function (GO): cysteine-type endopeptidase activity
Source: RefSeq, a predicted model, not a curated record
AUGUCACUGGCGAGUAUUCAGAAACUUAUCGACCCUUCUGGUCAAAAAUGGCCGACUGUUGAAAUCAUUACCAGACCUACUGGCGCUAAGCCGCCCCUUCACGCUCUCGUCAUCGGCAUCAACAAAUACAAAGAGAACGUCCACCUCGUCGGAGCUGUCCCAGAUGCGUUGGCGUUCAAGUCGUACCUCACUGAUGAUCUACGUGUACCCGAGGAGCAGAUAACAUUACUUGUGGAUGAGCAAGCGACACGUGCCAACAUAAUCGAGGCUUUACAAAACAUUGGCCGGCCCGACAAUGGGAUCAGCCGCGACGAUCCGAUUGUAAUAUACUAUGCGGGACAUGGUGGCCAGGUUGACCCACCGCCAGACAAGACUGCCAAUACACUCCCAGUGCAGUGUAUCAUACCGCAGGACACGAGCAAGGAGAGUGAUGCGGUGCCUAUUCCAGACUUUACGAUAGGGGCGUUGGUACAUUGCAUUGCGCAAGAAAAGGGCAAUAAUAUUACUGUAAUAUUUGACUGCUGCCACUCUACUGUUGGCUCUCGAAAUAUUCCAGAAAAUGUCCGGUUUGUCGACAAGGCCGAUCUCCCUAAAUUGCCUUCAUCACUAGACGAAGAUAUCAUCCAAGCUACUUCCUCGGACUUUCAAGAUGUGCUCAAUCUACCUUCGCCUGAAAUUCUCUUUGGUGACCAGGACUCUCAUGUUACUCUAGCCGCGUGCGGAUACGGCGAGGCUGCAUUCGAAGACACAGUGGAGAAGCGUGGAUAUUUCUCCAGCGCACUACUCAAGCUACUACGAAGCGUUCAGAUAGACAGUUUAUCAUAUAGAAGAUGUAUACAACGACUACCACAACUUCUCACGAGACAACCUCAGAAUCCAGUCUGCGAGGGUAAACAUGCAGAUCGGAUGUUCUUCAACGCGAGGGUUCAAGGCCCCAGCGCAUGCUAUAUUCCCAUCAAGCCGGAUGCCGACGGGCUGUACCUCCAGGCUGGUCUUGUCCAUGGCAUCACUCCUGGCGCUACCUAUGACAUCCAUGCGAGCGACGUACCCGAUCCAUCGGACCCACCUCUUGCCACUCUCGAGGUCCACUCGGUGGAGCCGUUCGUAUCACACCUCAAGGGUACCGACGUACCCAACCUCCCUACCGUCUGCUACGGUCGCCAAGCAGACUAUGGCCCUAGCCGAACGCUAGAUAUACACAUCACUCAAGAGUUCGCCGAUGAAGCUGUGCCUAGCGAUGUUUGGGCCCGUCUAUUCAGGGGUAGUCUCCAUGAACUCGUAGUGAGACCCGUGGAGCCAGAACUGGCCUCGGUAAUCGUGUCUGUCAACUCGAAGAAAGAAACAACGUUUACGCUCAAAAACCCAGUCUUAGUAGAGCAUCGGAUUGAGACAUUACCUAGUCCCGACUAUCCUACUAUCCCUCCCGAGGCUGAACGGGUGAUCCCAGUUUUGACAUCCCUCUCUCAGUGGGACUGGCAUCUUCGUCACACACCCGAUGUCCGACCCUUCCAUAAAAUGAUUGACAUCGAGUUCUAUCAGCUUCAAAUGACCGGCGAGUAUACAGACGAAGGGAAUCCUGUGCUCGUGCCCGAGGGUAACAACCUGAACGCUGAUGGCGUAGCAGAUAUUAUAGCCAACUUGGAGAAUUACUAUGGAUUCAAGGUCGUCAACAGGUCGAGGGAGAACCUUUACGUAUCCAUGGUCGAUUUUUCUGGCCAGUGUCCAUCUAUUAGGGAACAUCCAGUUGCAGACACUCCCAACCCUACGAUUCCCGCAAAUGCCUCUUUGACGAUUGGAUAUGGCUCCGGUGAACAAAUGCCUCUUAUGUUCGCACUCAACGAUGAUCAAGACAUUGAUGUGAACUUUUUCAAAUUUUUCGUUUCGUCCCAUCCUAUCAAUUCUGGAUUAUUGGAACAAGGGAGUCCGUUUGGUGAUGAGCGUUGCGACCCCCCGGAGAGCAAAAUGAAGGAGCUUUUCGAGAAGGAUGCGUUGUGGGACGCGUUGACGAUAUCAGUUGUUCAAAGGGCGCACCCCAAAGAAGAAGAUCCUGUUCGCAUUCCACCACCCGAUAGCACAACCACUGAACCGCCUGCUGAGCCUGAGCCCACUACCGAGCCCACUACCGAGCCCACACCGGCACCUGCCCCCGAUCCCGAUCCUGCAGCCGGUCCCGGUACUGGGAUACCUUUUACAGGUAGAUCCGAGGAGCCACUUCAAGUUCAGGCUCGUUCAGCGGCUGUGGUAAACGGUGCUUGGUUCCGUACACCCGCCCUUACCAAGGAACUCAUCGCUUCGAUUCGCGGCAUGAUGCUGCGCACGUUCUCCAAGCAGCAAGUUCCUGCGGGGGCCACCGAAACCGAGCAAACUGGAGCGUACUACGAGAUAUCAGUGAUUGGCAACGACGACCUGCCAAAGCUUUUGUCCGACGAAACAGAGAUGAUCUACCGCUCUCACUCGGCUCCUUCAGACUCCGAAUAUAAAUGGGAGAAUGGGGUCGCGUUUGACGAGAGUCAUGAGCUGUGGAGUAAGCUGGAGCCGGGGGACUGUUUCGAAGUGAUGGUUGUGGCGCGGGGCAGAGGAUGGGUGAAUGAUGCGGACCGAGGACACUUAGUUUUCUGGUAA